Lepus europaeus (European hare) is the source of this 3111-nucleotide messenger RNA. It is a transcript of the gene PUS7, whose product is annotated as pseudouridine synthase 7. Gene Ontology annotation, cellular component: nucleus. Gene Ontology annotation, biological process: pseudouridine synthesis. NCBI's taxonomy places the organism in Eukaryota, Metazoa, Chordata, Mammalia, Lagomorpha, Leporidae. The transcript is spliced from 16 exons. Gene Ontology annotation, molecular function: RNA binding; pseudouridine synthase activity. The record is from RefSeq and is a predicted model, not a curated record. Bases 155 to 2143 code for a protein of 662 amino acids.
CGGCCCAGCCCGCGGCGGCUUCCUCAGCGUGCUCCGCGGCGGCGCCACCCUCCUGCUCCCUGAGCGGAGCGCCGGCUUCCUAGCCGGCCGGCUCGCUCCACGCCCAAGCUCCCAGGUUCGGGGUUCUCUUAAAUGUUUUCUUGGAGCUUUAAAGAUGGAGAUGACAGAAAUGAGUGGAGUGUCCCUGAAACGUGGGUGCGUGGUUGUUGAGGAUAAUGUGACCCCAGCUGAGGAGGCCAAAAAACAGAAAAUCUCAGAGUGCUGCCUGCCUGCAGGUGCAGAUGGGCCAGAGAGUGAGGGUCUACCCGGCAGUGGAAACACGCCUGGGCCCCCGGAGGCUGUCAGUACUGGGACAGGGAACAAGAAUUCUGACACUCAGUUGGAAGAAGAAGAAGCAGAGGAAGAAGAUGGCCUUUCAGAGGAAGAGGAGGAGGAGGAGGAGGAAGCAGAAAGUUUUGCAGACAUGAUGAAACAUGGACUCACUGAGCUUGAUGUAGGCAUUACCAAGUUUGUAAGUUCUCAUCAAGGAUUCUCAGGAAUCUUAAAAGAAAGGUACUCCGACUUUGUUGUUCAUGAAAUAGGAAAAGACGGGCGGGUCAGCCAUUUGGAUGAUUUAUCGGUCCCUGUGGAUGAGGAGGUAGAUCCUUCAGAAGAUGUAUGUACAGUUCUGACAGCUGAAGAUAAGCAGCGAUUAGAAGAACUCCAGCUUUUUAAAAAUAAGGAAGCCAGUGUUGCCAUCGAGGUUGUUGAGGACACCAAAGAAAAAAGAACUGUCAUCCACCAAGCUAUCAAAUCUCUGUUUCCAGGAUUAGAGACCAAAACAGAGGACAGAGAGGGGAAGAAGUACAUUGUGGCCUACCACGCAGCCGGGAAAAAGGCCUUGGCAAAUCCAAGAAAGCAUUCUUGGCCAAAAUCCAGGGGAAGUUACUGCCACUUUGUGCUAUACAAGGAAAAUAAAGACACCAUGGAUGCUAUUAACGUAUUGUCCAAAUAUCUAAGAGUCAAGCCGAACAUAUUCUCCUACAUGGGAACCAAGGAUAAAAGGGCUAUCACCGUUCAGGAGAUAGCUGUUCUCAAAAUAUCUGCACAAAGACUUGCCCACCUGAAUAAGUGCUUGAUGAACUUUAAGCUGGGGAAUUUCAGCUAUCAGAAAAACCCGCUGAAAUUGGGAGAGCUUCAAGGAAAUCACUUUACUGUUGUUCUCAGAAAUAUAACAGGAACUGAUGAGCAAGUACAGCAUGCCAUGAACUCUCUCAAGGAGAUUGGAUUUAUUAACUACUAUGGGAUGCAAAGAUUUGGAACAACAGCUGUCCCCACGUAUCAAGUUGGAAGAGCUAUACUACAGAAUUCCUGGGCAGAAGUCAUGGAUUUAAUAUUGAAACCUCGUUCUGGAGCCGAAAAAGGGUACUUGGUUAAAUGCAGGGAAGAAUGGGCGAAGACCAAAGACCCAGCUGCUGCCCUCAGAAAACUGCCUGUGAAAAGGUGUGUGGAAGGGCAGCUGCUUCGAGGACUUUCAAAGUAUGGAAUGAAGAAUAUAGUUUCUGCGUUUGGCAUAAUACCAAGAAAUAAUCGCUUAAUGUAUAUUCAUAGCUAUCAAAGCUAUGUGUGGAAUAACAUGGUGAGCAAGAGGAUAGAAGAUUACGGACUGAAACCUGUUCCAGGGGACCUUGUUCUCAAAGGAGCCACAGCCACCUACAUUGAAGAAGAUGAUGUUCACAAUUACUCUAUCCACGACGUGGUGAUGCCUUUGCCUGGUUUUGAUGUUAUCUACCCAAAGCAUAAAAUUAGUGAAGCCUACAGAGAAAUGCUCACAGCAGACAAUCUUGACAUCGACAACAUGAGACACAAAAUACGGGAUUAUUCCUUAUCAGGGGCCUAUCGAAAGAUCAUUAUUCGUCCUCAGAAUGUCAGCUGGGAAGUCGUUACAUAUGAUGAUCCUAAAAUUCCACUCUUCAACACAGAUGUUGACAACCUGGAAGGGAAACCCCCGCCAGUGUUUGCUUCUGAAGGCAAAUACAGGGCUCUGAAAAUGGAUUUUUCUCUUCCUCCUUCUACUUAUGCCACCAUGGCCAUUCGAGAAGUGCUCAAAAUGGAUACCAGCAUCAAGAAGCAGACGCAGCUGAACACGACCUGGCUCCGCUGAGUGGGACCUUCUCCACAUGCAGUGUUUGCUGACUGACUUCCUGUUCCCUUUUUCUUUAGUGCAGACCAUAUGUGGAUUUUGAAUCUUUGUAGUAAAAGAUUGUUUGUAUUUUUUAAGUUUUUAUUGCUUUAAAGAAAUGCUUUGCAGCAUUUGUAUGUAUAAACAAAUCUUGAGGAUCCUAAAUUUAGCUCAGAGGAUAUAAAUUGGUCAGAAUAUACUUCAGGUGCUUAAAUCAUAGUAAAAUAUCAGCUUUACUGGCUUUGUAAGUUAAAAUAAGGACUUUGAUUUACAGUAGCAAUUUUCAGUUUUGCUACAUCCUUAAAAGACAACAGGAAUUUUUAACACACCUGUAAGUAGGGUAAAAUGCAUUUUAAGAACAAAUACACAUGGAGAAAUACUUUGAGAGCCCCUCCACCUAUGAAUGUGAACAUAGCAUCCGUGCUGAUUUAAAUGAUAAUAAAGCAUCUACAGGUUUAUAAACAAAUUACUGUUGCCGUCCAGCUCAUGUACCUGAUUCAGGUGAGCGUCUGUGGACUUCUGAGUUGCAGUGGCUUCUGCAUUUAUCUUACCGACGCCUGGCACAAGAGUUGCGUUGAUGGGACCUUUUCCUUCAUGUAAACUUGUGCAGCUAUUUUAAUUUGUUAGGGUCUAAUUCUUACUCUACGUGCCUUUUAUGUUCAGAACUCUUUGCACUGGGCCAGUAUUUACUCAGAAACAAUGACAGAGAAGAAAACUUCGAAAUUUACAAGGGCUCCUUCUGUCAACAGUGUUCUCCCUCUGUCACCAGUGGCUUAGGUGUUUCCUUUUCUGGCUCUGCAUAAAACUGUUCUCUGAUGUGAAAGGGUUAGUGGUAGGCCUUUCCAAGUUGUGUAAUAAUUGUACCAAUUUUUAUUUUCUAUGAUUUCUAGAAUCAAAUAUAAUAAAUAUUUUUAAAGACUACUUUCUACUGGUUAUGUAAAUAAAUCAAA